Erinaceus europaeus (western European hedgehog) is the source of this 1177-nucleotide messenger RNA. RefSeq names its product kallikrein related peptidase 9 (gene KLK9). The transcript is spliced from 5 exons. The coding region runs from base 246 to 1016 and encodes 256 amino acids. NCBI's taxonomy places the organism in Eukaryota, Metazoa, Chordata, Mammalia, Eulipotyphla, Erinaceidae. Gene Ontology annotation, molecular function: serine-type endopeptidase activity. Gene Ontology annotation, biological process: proteolysis. The record is from RefSeq and is a predicted model, not a curated record.
CCCUGUCUCCCCAGAAGCCAAGCUCUGACCCAGGCUGUGGGCCCAGGGAUGGAGUGGGGCUGGGGGUCGCCCUGCACCUCCUUCCUUCCUCAGGCCCCCAGAGCAGGCCCGGGGCUUUCCCCCUCCUCCUGGGAAGUUUCCCAACCCCAAUUAAUCAUGGGGGCGGCCCCAGGGAGGAGGAAGGAGAUGGUAAGGCUUACCAUAAAGAAAGCCUCAGCUUGGCAGGGCCCAGUAAAGGCAGCAGCAUGCGCCUAGAGACCAUGAGGCUGGAAUUCCUUGUUCUGCUGCCUCUCCUGGCAGGGAGCAGCUGGGCUGACACUCGGGCCAUCGGGGCCGUGGAAUGUACCCCCAACUCCCAGCCCUGGCAGGCUGGCCUCUUCUUCCUCACACACCUCUUCUGCGGGGCCACACUCAUCAGUGAUCGCUGGCUGCUUACCGCAGCUCACUGCCUCAAGCCCAGGUACCUGUGGGUUCGGCUCGGCGAGCACCACCUCUGGCGCUGGGAGGGUCCCGAGCAGCUGUUCCGGGUCACGGAGUUCUUCCCGCACCCCGGGUUCAACAAGGACCUCAGCGCCCAAGACCACAACCACGACAUCAUGCUGAUCCGGCUGCCCUGGGAGGCUCGUCUAAGUCCUUCAGUGCAGCCCCUCAACAUCAGCCGGAACUGCGUGUCCCCUGGCACCGAGUGCCUCAUCUCGGGUUGGGGGGCCGUGUCCAGCCCCAAGGUGGAGUACCCACUCUCGCUGCAGUGUGCCAACAUCAGCAUCCUGGAGCCCAGGCUCUGCCAUAGGGCAUACCCGGGCCACAUCUCCGACAGUAUGCUCUGUGCCGGCCUAUGGGAGGGCGGCAAGGGUUCUUGUCAGGGUGACUCCGGAGGCCCCCUGGUUUGCAAGGGGACCCUGGCAGGCGUGGUGUCUGGGGGCUCUGAACCCUGCUCCAGACGCGGGCGCCCCACCGUCUACACCAGUGUAUGCCACUACGUGGACUGGAUCGAAAAGACCAUGAAAGAAAGCUGAGCCCUGGUGCUUGGGUGGAAGCAGAGAGGAGGGUGGGCGCCAGUCUCAGGGCACAGACGUCAGCGGUCUCCGCCCUUGACCUCGGAUCCUCCCGAGGCGCCUUCUAGUUAUGCAGGCCCCGCCCCCUCAGAUGCAGAGGGGAAUCCCCUGUGGCCAGAUCU